Messenger RNA from Schistosoma guineensis, 610 nucleotides. The record is from the annotation of a GenBank genome assembly. Lineage: Eukaryota; Metazoa; Platyhelminthes; Trematoda; Strigeidida; Schistosomatidae.
UUAUGAGCGAGUGACUAUUAUUGUCGAACAAUACUGCAUUUCAUAUGCCUAUCAUGUUACAUCAAAUGAUUGAACAUUCGUUCAUUAUCACUGCAUACAUUUCAGUUUGUCUUCUCGAUUGCUUUAAUACACAAUCAAAUGUGGCACAUAACUUUACAUUGUUAUCCUUAUGUGAGGAGUGUCCGGAAUGUAAUACAAAUAUGCAUUGUAACUACUCACAAUGGAUAUGCAUAUUGGGACUACCAAAGCUAUCGCUGGCAGAAGACUACUGGUUGGAAACGGUUGAAACGAAAUCAGACUGCUUAAAUGAAUGCCGAUAUUAUCCUCAGUGUAAUCUCUAUACAUAUGAAAUUAACGAACCGAGAUGGUGCGAUCUAUAUUCUGGGUUCAUUGCAAAUAUUACCAUUAAUGUCAAUUCAACUAACUUUAUAACUGGAGGGAGAGUGUGCUGUCAUAAAUCCAAAUCUUGUUUAGAAUAAUAAUAAUACAACCAGUAGAAAAUUGUUUACAUUUUGAAUGAGGACGUUUACUAUUUACUCUCAAAACUGCAAUGGUACAUGUCAUCUGGAAAUAUGCAGUACCCAUGACGAAGUGCUUUACGUGGAUUGGG